AUGUCCAUAUCACGAAAUAUUCUUUCAUGUACAGUUUGUCAAUCAUUGUUUGAUGAUGCAAGACAAUUACGAUGUGGUCAUUCAUUUUGUUAUAAAUGUAUUAUAUCUCAAUUUGAUAAAACAUCGAAUAGAAUCGUUUGCUCGAGAUGCAGACGUAUUCAUCAGUUUGAAUCAUUUUCACAUUUUGAAAUGAGUUUAAUUGUUGAUGCAUUUGUUAUGUCAUUGGUUAUGGAACAUCGACGUAAAACUACUAUUCAAUCAACACCAUUAUUAGCAUUUACACUUGAAGAAAUUCUUGAACGAAGUCCUGCACCAUUUCUUAUUGCAAAAUGUGCUGAAUGUACACUUCGUAAAGAACUUGUUGUUUGUCCUGAAUGUGAACAAGUAAUUUGUUUCGAAUGUAUUUCUCAACAUCAACUAGUUGUAAAUAAUCGUGUUCAACAAAAUUGGAUGACAUGUAAAGAUAUGUGGAAUACGAUUUAUGAAAAAUCGAUGUUAUUUGAUGAACAACAAUUUAAUCUUAAAUCUUAUACAGAUGAAUUAAAGUCUCGUAUUGAAAAACGUUCAAAUUUUCUAUUUGAAACGAUUGAAAAAUGGCGAAAUAUCUAUGAUAAUAAAAUCAAUCAAUAUUCAGAGGUAUCUAAUAUUAUUCGUCAAGAAAUAACAACACAAUAUCAAUUAAUUAAUCAACAUAUUCAAAUAUUUCUUAAUACCAAAGAUCCUGAUCCAAUCAAAGCUGAACAUUUUCUUCAAGAAAUUAAAGAUUUUAAAAUAAAAUUACGUCGACAAAUAAAACAAAUUGAUGAAUAUUCACAUAAACUUCCAACCUAUUCAAUAUUAAAUUUUGAUUCAUCUAUACUUGGUACUCUAUCUAUGCAAACAUCUAUGGACAAUCUUAAAACUAUCGUUGAUGACAAUAAUAAUGAAUAUCAUAUUGAAAUAGAAAACGAUAUAAAUGAUAAUGAAAGUACUAGUUCAAAUGAAAGUCAAGAAACAAUCCAUGAAAAUAGUAAUAUUCAAGAAGUUCAAGAAUCGAAUAGUCAAUCUCCACUGACCACAUUAGAAAAUAUUCCAAAUAAGAAACUUCUUUGGUCUUUACAUUUUAAAUUCGUACCACAAUAUAUUGCACUUUAUCGACAAUCGAUUUUAUUUGCAUCAGAUCGUUGGGGUUUUGUUAGCACAUGGACUUAUACAAAUGCACGUACAAAGCCUACACCGAAAAAAACGUUUGUUCUUUUUCCACAAUUUCGAGUUGGUACAUGGUCUCGUGUCUAUGUGGAAUCGUUUAGUGUUUAUAAACCAUAUAUAUGUGUUUUUGUUAAAGGAUCUGAUGAGUCACUUGCAAAUUUCAUUGCGUUUUUUACUCAUAGUGGACAAUUACAGAUGAAAGUUGAAUAUGAUCAUCGAUAUACACUUCGUCAAUUAAUAUGCGAUGAAAGUUCAAAAGGAAAUUGUAUAUGGGCUGUCGAUCGAGGCAUGCAUUGCAUUUAUAAACAUGAUUUACCACGAGUUAAUAAAGAAAUUAAACCAUUUUUAUCAACACAUAAGAUAGCAACACAUUUAAAUGAUCGAAGUUGUGAUGUUAUUCGUAUGGCUAUUAAUCAAAAUAUUCUCGCUUUACUUGAUUCACGAACACAAAUAGUAACAUUUUAUGAUAAAAGUACUCAAAAAGAAAUUGGUAUUUAUUCAGCUGAAUGUUUACCUACCGGUGAAAAUAAAUUAUGGCGUGUAGAAAUAUUUCCUGAUAACAGUCUUCUUCUACGUUUUGAUGAUGAUGAACGUACCGGUGAUCGUUCACAAGUUAUUCAUCAUAUUGUUGUACAUGUUAAAAAGAAUGAAGCAAAUAAAAAAUAUGAAGCUAUAUCGCAAAUUCAAGCAACUAAUGUUUAUGGUUUUGCAAUUGGUUCUGAUUCAGAAGUUAUUGUUGGUUUAAGAAAAUCAAAUUGUUUCGAAGGGCGUUUCAAUGAGGAAACAUUAACAUUAAUAUGUCCAAAAUGUGAAAAGCUUCAUCAAUAUAAAUCAGUAGAGGAAUUUCAUAAUCGAUGUAUGCGUGAUGGAUUUCUGGCAUCAAUGGUAACUCAAUUUAAACGAAGUCAAAGUCGUUCAUCAGCAACACCAUCAGCUUUAUCAUCACGUCCACCAUCUUCAUUUUCACAUACAUCAACAAUUCUUUCAUCAACACCAAUACCUCGUAUACGAGCACAAGAAAUAGAUAUAAAUAAUCAUGAUCAAUCAGGUUCUGAACGUUCAACACCAUCAGUUUUUAAUCAACAAAGACCAUCAUCUGUUGCACAACAAACAACAACACGUGCACUUAUUGCUAAAUGUCAAUCAUGCAAUAUACGAGGAGAAUUAAUUGUAUGUAGUCAUUGUGAUAAUGCUAUUUGUACUAAAUGUGCUGAUGAACAUCAGAGUGUUAUUAAUAGUGAUGUUAAACGAGAAUGGGAUUUAUGUAAAACACAAUUUGAAACAAUUAAUGAGAAAUCAACACGGUUUGAUCAAAAUGAAGAGGAAGUUAAUAAUAAAGCACGUAGUCUACAGACAUUUAUUAGUAAACAAAGUGGUAAAUUAAUACAAACAGUGGAACAUCAUAAAAAUACGUAUAUUGAUAUUAUUGAAAAACAUCUUCGAACUUAUAAACAAUCUUCUGCUCAUGAGCAAGUUGUUGAUGAAUAUGAAUCGAUUGAUAAACGUGUUGGAGAGUUAUUCAAGUCUGCUGAUAUCACUACUGAUAAAAUUAGUGAUUUUUUAUUUGAAAUUGAACAUCUUGAAGGUCGAUUAGAUAGUUUAAAUAAAAUUCUCGAUUCAAGUCAAUUAAAAUUUCCUUUACUCACAUUACCUGAACAAGUCAAUAUAUCAUCACUUUUUGGUACUCUUCAAUUUGCUCAAUUAAAUACUGAAUCACCUACAUGUGAUCAAUAUUCCUUACCAAUUACAAAUGGUUAUUAUGAUUCACAAAUAAAAUCUGAAGAUGAAGAUUAUGUUGUUAUUGGUUCAUCAAAUCAUAAUCAUUUCAAAAAUAUUUUAUCAAAUCCAAUCGAACAAAUUUCAUCAUUAUCAUCUAUUUCAAAUAUACCAAAAAAAAAACUUUUAUGGCAAAUUGAUUAUUUUUCUGUUCCAUAUUAUGUUCGGACAUAUGGAAACCAAUUAUUUAUUUGUGAUAAAUAUGGUUCAUUAGCAAUAUACAAAUUAAGUAAAGCUAAUGAUAUUCGACAAAAACCAAGUUUAGUUCGUGAAAUAAAAUUAUUUAAAGAUUUCUCAACAUUAACGGCAACUGAUGAUGAUCAAACAAUAAUUGAUUCAUUUGUUGUUUAUAAAUUAUGGAUCAUUGUAUUUAAACGUAAAAAAAAUGAAUUACAUGGUACUAUUUAUUUAUUUACACAUGAUGGUAAACCGAUACACAAAGGUAAAUGUAUACAUAAUUACCCAUCACGUGAAUUAACAAUGGAUACAGAAAAAAAUAUACUAUGGUCAUUAGAUCAAAAACAACUUUGCCUUUUUUAUUAUGUUUUACCGGAUACAGAACCAACUAAUCAUGAAGAAUAUUUUCAGAAUCGUCAUUCACAUGUACAAUUUUCUAAACCAUUCGCACCAAUACAUAUAUCUGUUAAUAAAAAUGUUUUAGCUGUCUUAGAUAAAAAUCGACAAGCUGUACAUGUUUAUGAUAAAAAAACUAAACAAGAAUUAUAUGAACAUGUUAAUAUAUAUGGUAAUUCAACACAUUUUUGUUGGGAUAUGGCAUUAUUUUCUGAUAAUAGUUUACUUAUAAAACUUGAUGAAAUGAGUACAUUAAAAUCUGGACCAUCAAAACAUAUCUAUUUACAACUUGAUACAACAAAAAAACAUAAUAUUAUUGGAACAAUUGAAGAAACCGAUGCAUAUGGAAUGAUGAUCACGACAACAGAUGAAAUUCUUAUUGGUGUUAGAAUAAAUACAAAAGGCAUUGUCAAAUGUUAUAUUUAA
Rotaria sp. Silwood1 is the source of this 3963-nucleotide messenger RNA. NCBI's taxonomy places the organism in Eukaryota, Metazoa, Rotifera, Eurotatoria, Philodinida, Philodinidae. The record is from the annotation of a GenBank genome assembly.